Fusarium poae is the source of this 282-nucleotide messenger RNA. RefSeq lists its product as uncharacterized. NCBI's taxonomy places the organism in Eukaryota, Fungi, Ascomycota, Sordariomycetes, Hypocreales, Nectriaceae. The record is from RefSeq and is a predicted model, not a curated record. The transcript has 4 exons. Bases 1 to 282 code for a protein of 93 amino acids.
AUGUCACCCAUCACCUUAUGCCAUAGGUCACCAACAAAAAAGCAGCUUGGCGCAGUGGAAGCGCGCCGGGCUCAUAACCCGGAGGUCACUGGAUCGAAACCAGUAGCUGCUAUGGUUACAAUUUUUUUGCGGUUCCUUUCACUUUUCAUCAGUCACCUUUUCACAGAGAGUGGAGGCUCAUAUACCCUAACCGAGAGACUGUUUGCCACCACAGAAAGCAGCUUGGCGCAGUGGAAGCGCGCCGGGCUCAUAACCCGGAGGUCACUGGAUCGAAACCAGUAG